GCCCUGCUCUUAUGGUAGAACUGGUUGGGCAGUGAGGCAGUAAGUUGAUGAUGGCGUGCUUACUCUUCAGGCAGGAAAUCGGGCAAGUGGAAACAGACUUGCGUGGUAGGUGACACUGACCCAGUGAAGUGGCACAUGGAAUGGUUUGUGAGCACUGUUGUAAGUAGUGAUAUGUUUUAUUCUAGAGCCCAUUAAAGAAAUUGUGAAUAAUGAUUUCUCAUGCCAGCCUUUACUUCCAUUCAAGAUGUGUAGAUUGAUGGGGUAUGUGGAUUUUGAGCUGUGCUUUGCUGCAGGCUCUCUGCUUUUUUCCACGGAGAAUGAAUUGCCAGCCACCACCAGCGCACACGCCUGUCACAUCCGCUGUACAGCACCAACACAGCUGCUCCCAAGUUGCAUCCCAGGAUGUGUUUUGCUGCAGACCCUCUGCCUAGAUUUCCACGGCUGCUGUUAGAUACCAGCCAAAUCCCAGAUGAAAGUAACCCACCUUUUGAUUUAAAGAGAAUCUGAAGCGUUCUGCCCUGCUGUUUCUUAAUUGUGUUUUGUGUUUUCGGUGGAGGGGGUGGUGAGAGAAAAGGAAGAGAACCAUGAAUCACUGUACUGUGAAUCAGAGUGAGGACUUUUCAUUCCUUAGAAAAGGAACAUCAGGACAUAUGACUCGUGCAUAAUCUAGCCACUGCAUCGACUUGGGCGCAGUGGGGCUUGAAGAAAGCAGUGCACUUGUUGAUCCUUUGUAUAAGCAGGCAAAACAACUUCCGUGGAAGAGUGCAGUAACCAUAGUAGCAGGUAGAACGGCAUGACAUGAAUACCCUGAGCCUUCCCCUGAACAUACGCCGAGGUGGCUCAGACACCAACCUCAACUUCGAUGUACCAGAUGGCAUCCUGGACUUCCACAAGGUCAAACUCAAUGCAGACAGCCUGAAACAAAAAAUCUUGAAGGUAACAGAGCAAAUCAAAAUUGAGCAAACCUCCCGCGAUGGGAACGUUGCUGAGUACCUGAAGCUGGUCAACAGUGCAGACAAGCAGCAGGCUGGGCGCAUCAAACAGGUCUUUGAGAAGAAGAACCAGAAGUCAGCCCACUCCAUUGCCCAGCUGCAGAAGAAGUUAGAGCAGUACCACAGAAAGCUCAGGGAGAUUGAGCAGAAUGGAGCCUCCAGAAGCACGAAAGACAUCUCCAAAGACCACUUGAAGGACAUCCAUCACUCUCUCAAAGAUGCCCAUGUGAAAUCUCGAACUGCCCCCCACUGCCUGGAGAGUAGUAAAUUGGGCAUGCCAGGGGUGUCCCUCACUCCCCCCGUAUUUGUCUUCAAUAAGUCCAGGGAGUUUGCCAAUUUGAUUCGGAAUAAGUUUGGGAGCGCUGACAACAUUGCUCACUUAAAAAAUUCUUUAGAGGAGUUUAGGCCUGAAGCAAGUGCCAGGGCUUAUGGGGGCAGUGCUACCAUUGUGAACAAACCCAAGUAUGGCAGCGACGAUGAGUGUUCGAGUGGCACAUCAGGCUCAGCGGAUAGUAAUGGCAACCAGUCCUUUGGGGCAGGUGGGGCCAGCACACUGGACAGCCAGGGGAAGCUUGCCAUGAUCCUGGAGGAACUGAGGGAGAUCAAGGACACCCAGGCCCAGCUGGCAGAGGACAUUGAGGCACUGAAGGUGCAAUUUAAGAGAGAAUAUGGCUUCAUCUCUCAGACCUUGCAGGAGGAGAGAUACAGGUACGAGCGACUAGAGGACCAGUUGCAUGACCUGACUGACCUCCACCAGCAUGAGACGGCCAACCUGAAGCAAGAGCUGGCCAGCGCUGAGGAGAAGGUGGCCUACCAGGCCUAUGAGCGCUCACGGGACAUCCAGGAAGCCCUGGAAUCCUGCCAGACGCGCAUUUCUAAGCUGGAGCUGCACCAGCAGGAGCAGCAGGCCCUGCAGACAGACUCAGUGAAUGCCAAGGUGCUGCUGGGGAAGUGCAUCAAUGUGGUGCUGGCCUUCAUGACCGUCAUCCUGGUGUGUGUGUCCACCCUCGCCAAGUUCGUCUCUCCCAUGAUGAAGAGCCGUUUCCACAUCCUUGGCACCUUCUGCGCUGUGACUAUCCUGGCAAUAUUUUGUAAAAACUGGGACCAUAUUCUCUGUGCCAUAGAAAGGGUAAUUAUACCAAGAUGAAGCCCCAGGUUCCUGCCUUCACGUUCUUGCAAGUUUUUAUUUUGAAGAACACUCUGUGCAUACUACCAAAUUUUUAAAUGAACAGUUGUGCAGACUAGAGAUGACAAGAAGGCUUGGAGCUGUGUGGUGUAAAUAACUACAGUUUUGUAACUCAGUAGCAGUUGCCAACUCAGUCCCUGUCCUUAGUUACCGUGAAUCUGUCUGGAGCUCUCUCCACAUUGCUCACUGCCUUAAUCAGACCAGAUUCCUGCCCACCUGCUGAGCCCAGCAGGGGGAACUAACUCUGUGUAUUGAGCACUUUGCAUAAUUAGUGACAUCCCCCCACCGCCCCCCUCCUCCAGGAAAGGGUGCCUCCUUCUUUCUCUUCCUUUAAAUCUCUUAGCACAAGUGAGCUUCACCAUGGUGAAUGUUCCCCAGUGGUUGUGUUUUCCCUCUUGUAAAUGGAAAGGACAUGACACGAGGCCAUUCUGGGAGGUGAAGAAACAUUGGUGUUGCCAACGUGGACCACGAGCCUGAGAAAGGGUAGUGAAUCUCUGUGUGAUCCGUCAUACCUGUCCACGUGUGACCCAAGGUCCCACUGUGUGUGCACCGGGCUAGGCUGUGUGUGGCCUCCUGACAGGGAAACCUUGUGCCUGUUUAGCCACAGGUUGUGUUGCACUGGUGAGCCACUAGGAUGUACAAGCCAGGCUCUCCUCUGAUUUAACCACUACUGGUUAGCGAAAGCUGUCUCAGCAUGCAGAAAGGCUCCUACUGCCUCAGCACAAGUGCUUUGGCGGCAUCAUUAUGCUGGCUCCUGCGAGCACUGUCCAGCGAUUUGUGCCAAGGCAAAUCCUAGCUGCGAUAAUCCAGACCCCCUCUGAGAAUACGAUUCCCUUCACUCUUGGCUCUGUGAAGAUCACAUUGCAAAGCUUCCCCCGGGAAAUGAAAACAAGCUAUGCUUAUAGUACAGGGUUCUUCUUAAAGAAGAACAACAGAAUCAAUCUUUAGAAAGCUAAUGUGCCUCAAAGUCAGACACUGGAGGCAUGAGGAAGAAUGUGGCCUUUGCUCUGAUCGGAAGGUAACUGGAUUAGAUUCAGCUAAUGGGAGACAUUCUUCUGGGUGGAGAUUGAGAGGCUCUACUUGGGGGGAGGCGGGGGAGGACACAAGAAUAACAUAAGUCCCAUCCAGUGCUAGAGUCAGAGUUUCUGUCCACCUCUUAGGAUCUUAUGGAGGCAAGAUUGAUGGUAAUGGGACGUACGUUCCGCCUGCCACCCAGGGGAAGUGUUCAAGAGCUGUGUCUUUGGCCUCGUGGCGAGGCCCUUCUCUGUCCGCAGCAAAUUGGUCCUUUCCUGUGAAUUGGUUUCUCUGUGUACCUAAUACCAAGGUGGAUGGAGAAAAUAGUGAUGGGAACUCCUGUCCCCUCCUGAUCCUGCUGCCACCCCACCAUUCCUGAAUGGGGAGAGAUGCUUUCAACAGGAGAUGCCCCAUCUCCUGGAUAUAAGUUAAGUGCAAUAUUCGCAAAUAGCUGUUCUUGGAGGAAAUCUGGAAAAAAACAAAUGUGACAGGACUUGCCAUGGUGUGAGAGAAUUUAGUACACAUCCAGCAUGGAUGAAUGAGACUCAGGCAACUCUAGCUUGCUUCCUUUUUCUCCUUUUUAAAAUGUACAAUUCAGUCAUUUUAAUAAAUUCACAACUGCCCCAUCAUCAGAUUUGUCCUGAACUACUUCCAGACUUGAGGUUUUUUUUAAAAAAAAUAACAAAAAACAUAAUUUCAUGAAAUCUGUGGUUAUAAUGUCUUUUGGAAUCAGGGACGCAGUGCUGCGUAGCCCUGUGCCCUGUGCUUGUCAGACUCCCAGGCUGAUGUGCUCACCAUGACCCUCUGACUCCAGGGCCCAGAUAUGUCCCAGAUAUGAGCUGGGAGGGAGAAAGAAUGAUAUGCUUCCUUUUGCUUUUAUAGUUUAAUGGCCAGCCUCCCCUUUCCCUGUAGGCAUCAGACGCCAGCAACUUAAACCCAAAAGUUAAGCUGAGCCUCCUGGGUUUCUCUUUAGUUUCUCUUGGGCAUCUUUCUGAGGGUACUUUGGACAUGCCAGGGGUGAGGGGAGUGAGGCUUGAAGUUCUGGAAGGACCCCAAAAGACACAAAUCCUGUUCUCACACUGCCACACAACACACCAUGAUGCAGUUUAGGAAGGCUGUGACCGACACCUCAGAGCUGUGAUCACCCUGUCGUCUCCCCAGGGAAAGGGCAGAAGAGUGAGAAGCAGCUCACUCCAUCCCCUCCACUCCUAGGCUGGAGCUACUAACAGAACCAACUAGAAACUGGCUCCUUUUUGGAAUACUGAAAGGUCUAAAUUACCCUGAAAUUCCCCUAAAAGCGAACCUGAAACUCCCCUGAAACAAUCCAUAUUUCCGUUGGCUCAUUAAAUGUCAAGUAACCUUGCCUUGCUUGGCCGUGGUUCAACCUACAUGGCAUAUUUAUUUUAGACUUGUGGAAAGUUCAUGAAGCUUUUCUAUUUUUUCAUAAGAUGAUGUCAGAGUAUAAAGAGACCUUUUUACUCUCGUGAUUAAUUAUUUUCUUAAAGACUACCCCUUUCCCUACUUGUUCUCUUCAGUGUAUAAGACUAAAUGAAAAUUUAUAUACAAUUAAAACUAGUGAUACAGCUGUGACAUACCCAGAAGUUGGAUGUUUGAUUUACUUUCCAGAUCCUUCUCUGUACUUUCUGGUGGUAGUAAACAUCUACUCCCCUAAAAAUGAGAGCUAGUUGUCUGAUGGGUAAACCCCUGGUCACUCUGAAACAUCAUCAAGUGAUUUAAGAUCCUAGACUCUAGAUUCUAGCACUGAAAUUUUGUGUGUGACAUAUUGUCAUAGUCACCUUGAUAAUGAUAGUUUGUAGGGAUCAGACCAAAACUUAAAAGUACUUUCCUGUGGGUUCUGAGUUAUUUCAUAUUUUGAGUAUGAUUAAGCCCCGAUAAAACUUCUCUUCCCAUCCCCCACCCUCAAAACUUAAAAAAAAAAAAAAACCAACCCUCAUAUAUAACCAGUAAAAGCCUUCCAUCAAUGAUGUUGGACAAUGAACAAAAGACUGUCUUCCCAGGUUUUUAGCAUGGAAAAUUUGUUUUAUGCUUACUAAUAUGAAGAUGUGUGAUUCAACCACAUGUUUUGCAUGUGUCUUUAAUUGUGAGGAGUAUGUUGUGGGGACACACAAAGACAGCAUUAUUGGAGAAAGAUGUUUUUAGAGGAUUAUUGCAUGACUAAGGAGAGCUUAGUCUAAAAAGAUAAGUCACAACAAAGGAUAGGAAUGGUCUAUUUACAGCAAAAGUAGAUAAACUUUAAAAAAAUCACUAACAGAAGUGUGAGAACCUAUAAGAUAUAAAACAGAACUAACAUAACCUUCUGAAGU
Molecule: messenger RNA, 5516 nt
Organism: Perognathus longimembris pacificus (Pacific pocket mouse)
Lineage: Eukaryota; Metazoa; Chordata; Mammalia; Rodentia; Heteromyidae
Gene: Tmcc3
Product: transmembrane and coiled-coil domain family 3
Exons: 4
Coding region: 799-2139 (446 amino acids)
Cellular component (GO): endomembrane system
Source: RefSeq, a predicted model, not a curated record